This is a messenger RNA of Mobula hypostoma (lesser devil ray), 4268 nucleotides long. Its product is annotated as LIM domain-binding protein 1. Bases 460 to 1695 code for a protein of 411 amino acids. Gene Ontology annotation, biological process: positive regulation of transcription by RNA polymerase II; nervous system development; negative regulation of transcription by RNA polymerase II. The transcript has 11 exons. Gene Ontology annotation, molecular function: LIM domain binding. The record is from RefSeq and is a predicted model, not a curated record. Gene Ontology annotation, cellular component: transcription regulator complex; nucleus. NCBI's taxonomy places the organism in Eukaryota, Metazoa, Chordata, Chondrichthyes, Myliobatiformes, Myliobatidae.
UGAUGGAUAGCAGGGAGAGAUUUCAGUGAGGGGUUGUGAGUGCGCAAAGCAGAGAGAGAGCGAGAGAGAGAGAGAGGAAAUCUGGGUCACAUGCUUAUUCAGGCUUUGCCAUCCCUGUUUCCUGGGUUACACUGCCAGACACACACUCCACCCACUGAAUUUUACAUUUGCAUAUUAAUGAGUGGAGGUAUUCUGCCUUUGAGGGAAUGAAUAAUUUCUGCUUCCUGUUUGUCUGACGGUCCCUCUCUCUCUCUCUCUUUCUCUCUCCUUCCCAGAGAUUUCAGUACGUGACAUCAACACACACAGGGCACCAUGAAGUAGAGAGAGAGAGAGGGGGGGGAGAGAGAGAGAGAGGCACAGGCAGUGCUGUCUCGAAACCAGAAGAGGCAAAAAAAAAGGAUUUAAAAGGAAACGUAUUUCCACACACACACAUAGGAAGGGAGUUCAGAGAUGUGAAAAAUGUCAGGAGGUUGCUCGUGUCCUGGGUGCUCGUCUAAGUCGUUCAAGCUGUACUCGCCGAAGGAACCCCUCAACGGCAACGCGUUCCCUCCCUACCACCCAGGCAGUAUGCUGGAUCGCGAUGUCGGUCCAACACCAAUGUACCCUCCAACGUACCUGGAGCCUGGUAUAGGGAGACACACACCCUACAUGAACCAGACUGACUACAGGAUAUUCGAGCUCAACAAACGAUUACAGAACUGGGCAGAGGAGUGCGACAAUCUUUGGUGGGAUGCCUUCACCACAGAGUUCUUCGAAGACGAUGCCAUGUUAACCAUUACCUUCUGUCUGGAAGACGGCCCGAAGCGUUACACCAUUGGCCGGACAUUGAUCCCCCGCUAUUUCCGCAGUAUCUUCGAGGGCGGGGCUACCGACCUUUACUACGUGCUCAAACACCCAAAGGAGUCGUUCCACAAUAACUUUGUGUCAUUGGACUGUGAUCAGUGCACGAUGGUGACUCAGCAUGGCAAACCCAUGUUCACCAAGGUGUGUGUGGAGGGACGGUUGUACCUGGAGUUCAUGUUCGAUGAUAUGAUGAGGAUUAAAACCUGGCAUUUUAACAUCCGGCAGCACCGUGAGCUGAUCCCACGCAGCAUCCUCGCCAUGAACUCCCAGGAUCCACAGAUGUUGGACCAGCUCUCAAAGAACAUCUCACGGUGUGGCCUCUCCAACUCGACCUUGAACUACCUCCGGCUGUGUGUUAUUCUGGAACCGAUGCAGGAGUUGAUGUCCAGGCACAAAACCUACAGCCUGAGCCCCAGGGACUGCCUCAAGACGUGCCUGUUUCAAAAGUGGCAGCGUAUGGUGGCCCCACCAGCCGAGCCGGCCCGGCAGGCGCCAAGCAAGCGGAGGAAGCGGAAGAUGUCGGGGGGCAGCACCAUCAGCAGUGGCACCAACUCCAACGCCAACAGCACCAGCAAGAAGAAGAGCCCAGGCGGCAGCUUCGCCCUCUCCAGUCAGGUACCUGACGUGAUGGUGGUGGGGGAGCCCACCCUGAUGGGGGGCGAGUUUGGCGACGAGGACGAGCGCCUCAUCACACGCCUGGAGAACACCCAGUACGACGCCACCAAUGGCAUCGACGACGAGGACAGCUUCAACAACUCCCCGGCCCUGGGGGCCAACAGCCCUUGGAACAGCAAACCUCCGUCCAGCCAGGAGAGCAAGUCAGAGAAUCCAACCUCCCAGGCCUCCCAGUAAAGGUGAACCCCAGUGGCCAAGCACAUUCCGAAUCCCCCACUCAAUCUACCUGUCCAAGUAACCGUGUAGAGGUACCUGCAGGGUCAGACUGGAACGUGUCCCCCAACAUCCCAACCAUCCCCAUUCUCACAUGGCAUUAGCUGUGGAUACGACACACGCUUGUUUCACUUCUAAUCAUUGCUUCAAAUUUCUCUUCUAAUUACGGAAAGUAAAUUGCGUCUGAGGAGGCUUAAAGCUCCUCUUCCCUCCUUUCUCCCCCCUCCCCAGUGUUGGAGUGGGCAAGGCAUCUAGGCCCUGAUGGGGUGUUGUCUAGUCCUGAAGGGAUCUCAGUGGUGGAGAUCUGCUGUCAAAUGUCUGCUUCUGGUAGAGUCCUGGAGGUUGUAGAGAUAUCCCACUAUAUUACCCUGAAGUGUUCACCGGAAGGGGGCAGAGGAGUCACUUGUACUGGGGUGAGUGGGUAACGUGCAUCUGAAUCCCCUGCUCCUGCAGAGGGCAGGCCCAGCAUUCAGCUCAGGGAAAAGGGUGGGCUUAUUGCGAUGUGUUCCAACAGAUUAUCAAACCCUUCCCAUUCUGACUGCACCGCACCCAUCAGCCAUCCUUCUGCCUCCACGGAUGCUGCUUGACCUGCCGGGUUUCCCGGGCAGUUUGCUCUUCCCACCAUUGCUUUUAGUGCAGAGGUUUUGAUAGAAACGGUCACAAUGCCAGUGUCUGUGGCGGAUAUCAGAGCUUGACCUGUGGCUCUUUGCGAUCUCCCGAAGUUUGGAUUGUACACAGCAUAUGGGAGUGUUGCCCAUGACCCCGGGAUUGGAGGGGAACUGGAUCUGGUCUUGAACACUCAUUCUGAGGUUGGGUUUGGGUUGGAUUGGUUUUCCUAUCUCCUUAGUCGUAUACUUGGCCCACUGAGUCUGUGCCAGCCCUCAGAGCAGACCCAUUCCUCUCAUUUCCUUACAACAUUGUCUUCCCAAAUUCCCAUCAACUUGCCCUAGAUUCUAUCUCUAUCUCUUCCCCACAUACUAGGGGACAACUUACAGUGACCAGCCCACCGACUCUGGGAUGUGGGAGGAAAUGGGGUUCUCGGCACUAAAUAUGUUAUUAUUCUGCCAACCAGGUUCACACUCCCCGCCCCCCCCCCACCCUAGUCAUCUAGGACCACUGUGACCCCACUAUUGGGAGGUGGAGAUACCUAUAGGAUGACCAACCACCUAACCCAGCUCUGCAAGACUGGAAAGUCACACAAGCAAAGUCACACCCUCUUGCGUUGCCGCUACAGUUGAAUAGCCCGUUGGUAUAUGUAUUGAAGAAGGGCUGAGGCAGAACUCGCCCUUGUUAGUUCCAAGUUUAACUUCCACACACUCUACUUCACUGUUCUAUUCUGUGUAACCAUGAGGAAUCUUCAUCCCUGCUGCCUAGUGUCCUGCCCUGUAUCAAGCGCUGUUACAGUAUUACUUACUGACCCCACGGGUUCCACUGAUUUGAGAGAUUCUCACCUUUCAGAUCCCACCACAGUCUUCCACUCCCCUCUCUAUCCCUCUGGCCUCGUCCAGUGAGGUUUAAUCAGAACCCCCCCUUGGGUUACCUACCUCCUUUCCAGAUCUCUGCACCUCUCAUUGUGGUCUAGACAUCAGCCCUGAAUUCAGUGACUCUGCCUUGAAAGGCCCAGCCUUGUGAGCUCCAGAACUCCCUCCGUUACACCGCUAGGAUUUUCUGAAACUUGCACCAAAUACUUGGGCAGCUUUGAGAAGUGAGUCAGUGAUGGGUUUUGUCUGAGCUCGCUCCUGUGAUGGACCUUCAGGAUGUUUCACUACGUUAAAGGCUCCAUACAAACACGGGUGGCUUUGGGAGUAAUGUAGGAAAGUGUCUUCUCUGUGAAAUGAUUGGACAGUGACCAACGAAUUAACACCACAUGUGGCCCAGCCCUGACUGUACAGCCCGUGGGGUUUUCUCCCGCUCUCUGCUGGGUUUCAGAGGAACUGCAACGGAGCAGAUCACAGACUCAACCAUGAGCCAGAAGCUUCACAAACACCACACCAGUGUCCUGACACUUAAAUCCUAACAAGUAAUUUGCUGUCAUGAUGUACCAGGCACAGUACACAUGCCUGGGCCAUGCCCGUGCUGAACCAGGGUGGGUUCAGCUUGUCUCUCGUUAUAGUACCUCUAUAUUAAAAGGAUUCUUUUAACUACCUUCCAAAUCUAACCCCUGGUACCUCUGUGAACAGAGAGCGUGAGACGGAGGCAAGGAUUUCUUCGCUGCUUCUCACGAUUUUCUAAUUUGCUGUAAAUCUGUAGAGAGAGAGAGAGAGAGAGAGAGACAGGAAGAAUAUAAGAUGCACAGUGUCGUGUUUUAUACAGCAAAAGAAAUCCGGGAAAAAUAAACUUUAAUAAAUGCGUUAGGAAGGUGGAAUGCUGAACAAUCCCCUCAGAAUUGUUUGUAAUGUUUUUUAAUGUUAACUUGUGUAGGGGAACUGUGUUUAUUUUGGUUUUGAAGCCUUGUUCUGUGUAUCUCUGCUUGUAUAUUGAACGCUAGUACUUACCAAUCUGUAUUGCUGUCAUUAAACAUAUAGUAAACCUUAUAA